UGCGCGACGUGCGUUUGCUUUUUUGGCGGGCGGCUUUGUUUUCGACGAGCGGCGAGAUAUCCUUGUAGGUGCUCUGUGGUGGCGGUACCAUGUUCGUCUACGUGGAGUACACACCUUCACUCAAGACCGCCGUUGUGGAACACACGCGUAUUCACUGCUCUCCCAUGGAACGUUUUAAUCCGAAGGACGUGAAUGACUUCAGCCGUGCGAGGACUUACUACGUUCGGUCGUGCCACAAGGACAGGCUCUACGAAGCGAUCAAAGUCAUCCACAUUACUGGUACUCUGGAGGAAAUGGCCAUGUUCAGAGCAAACCGACCGAGGCUAGCAGAUGUUGGACGAGAAGACUUUGAUAGGGAAAUGCGCGACACUCGGCCACCACUGUGCAAGGACAGAGAACACAUUCGGGAAGAAGAGAGGCAGCAGCAGAUUGACGAUGCCCUGAACAACUACAAGCUGGAGCAUCAGCCCAUGGGUGCGAGCACAGACUUGCAGCAGAGGCUGCUGGCAAUGGAGAAAGAGCUCGAAAGGCUGAGACAAGAAGGAAAAAGGGAAAGACCAUCGAUGGCAGUCGGCGCCAGUGACUCUAUAUUCAAAAGUGCCUAUGCUGACCUCGACAAGAGGUACAGGAAGAUGCAGACAGAUUUCAAAACCCUGAAGAGUAAUCAUGAGCAGCUCAUGAAACGCUUUGAGGACAGAAAUCGGGCCAUCCUUGAAGCUGACGAAAAGGAUCUCGAAAGCAACAAUUCAGCAAACGAUGUACGACACCGAACCCCAUCACCACAAAGAAACGGUGUUGCUUCCAAAAAAGAAGGCAGUGUGCGCUCCAAUACUGCUUCUGAUGUUGGAAGUGAUACUGAGACGGCGAUUCAUGGAUUGAUGUGGCAGCAUUCGUCGCCUGGACAUUUGCAAGGGGAUGAAUCCAAGAAAGAUGAUAGUGUGCACUCCAAUGCUGCUUCUGAUGUGGAACCUGAACCAGCUGAGCCUGACAAUGACCAGGAAAUUAACGGUGGUGGCAGUGAUUCAGAAGAGAACACGAAAAAUGACAGUACGUCACCCAAGAUAGGAUCUGUUGGACAGAAUGGAAAGAUCUAUGCAGGCAGUGGCUUCUGGAUUGACAAAAAGGACUGGAGCAAGCUAUUCAGUACUCCCACAGACACCAGGUUUUGCAAGUACGCUGCAUUGCUAUUUUGGACACCAGAAGAGCUCCGUGUUCGCAGUGUGACUGGCACCCCAUCUAACCGUUAUUUAUCAUCUGGCAAAGACUACUCAAGGCUGCCACUGACACCGGAAAAGCUCGCCACCCUGAAAGGCCUCUUUCGACACUACGUGGGCAAGGAUGUUCUGGCACAACGAAGGCUAAAAGCUGCGCGCCAACACCUGUCUUCCGUACUCUGCAGUAUUCGUCGUACUCUGGAGGAGAUGGCCACGUUCAGAGCAAAGCGACCAAGGCGAACAGAUGUUGGACGAGAAGACUUUGAUGAGGAAGUGCAUGGCGCUCGGCCACCACUGUGCAAGGACAGAGCACACAUCCGGGAAGAAGAGAGGCAGCAGCAGAUUGACGAUGCCCUGAACAAUUACAAGUUGGAACAUGCGCCCAAGGGUGUGGUCACAGAUUUGCUGCAGAGGCUGCUGGCAAUGGAAAAAGAGCUCGAAAGGCUGAGACAAGAGGGGAAAAAAGAAAGGCCGUCAGUGUCUGUCAACGCCGGUGACUCUGUACCUAAAAGUGUCCAUGUCGACCUCGUAAAGCAGUACAAGAAGAUGGAGACAGACUUCAGAAUCCUGAAGAGUAACCAUGAGCAGCUCAUGAGACGCUUCGAGGACAGAAAUCGCGCCAUCCUUGAAGCCGACGAAAGCAUUUUUGAAAGCAAGAAUUCGGCAAGCGAUGUACGGCACCGAACCCCAUCACCACAAAGAAUUGUUGAGCCUCAGUCAGCUGAGCCUGACAAUGAUGAGGAAAUGAACAGUAGCAGUGAUUCAGAAGAGAGCACGAGAACUGACAGUAAAACACCCAAGAUAGGAUCUGUUGGAGAGAAUGGAAAGCUCUAUGCAGGCAGAGGCUUCUGGAUUGACAAACAGGACUGGGCCAAGCUAUUCAGUGCUCCCACAGACUUCAUGUUUUCCAAGUUUGCUGCUUCGCUGUUUUGGACAAAAGAAGAGCUCCGGGCUCGCAGUGUGACUGGCACCAUUUCCAACCGUGCUUUGUCAUCUGGCAAAUACAGUUCAAGGCUGCCACUGACACCGGAGAAGCUCACCACCCUGAAAGGCCUCUUUCGACACUACGUGGGCAAGGAUGCUCUGGCCCAGCAAAGGCUAAAAGCUGUGCGAAGACACCUGGCAAACGCACUCUGCGACGUUCGCCGACCAACUACCAGACGACCAUCUUCCUCUGGUAGAGCAAGCCAGUCUUUGCCACUGUUGGAAUCAUCUGCUGCCUCUUCACCAGUAUGUGAUGAUGAAAGCAUUGAUGACCUGGACCUUGGUGACGGCCAAAGCAAGCUUGACAGCAGCCAGUGUGAGCAAGACCUGGGAAAAGAAACCAUCAUCGGUUCAAGCAGAGGCGACGGCGAGGUCACUUGGAAUCAAAGUGCCGAAGGCUGCCCUGACCCCCGAGAAGCUGUCCUCUCUGAAAGCUCUGUUCCACAUUUACAUGGGGGACGGAACACUGGCAGACAUUGCUGACAAAAGAAUGAAGAAUGUGCACCAGCAUUUGUGCCAGAAGCUUGCCGAUGUUCAGCGAAAGGGUGUUUCAUGAAAAAACGAUGCCACUUGAAGGAAAUCGUACAAAAAAUGGUUAAAAUCCCAUAGAAAAUGGUUAUUUUCAGAGCGCUUGCAUUAAAUGAAACAUAAAAAGA
Molecule: messenger RNA, 2854 nt
Organism: Rhipicephalus sanguineus (brown dog tick)
Lineage: Eukaryota; Metazoa; Arthropoda; Arachnida; Ixodida; Ixodidae
Exons: 21
Coding region: 90-2681 (863 amino acids)
Biological process (GO): negative regulation of DNA-templated transcription
Molecular function (GO): DNA binding
Source: RefSeq, a predicted model, not a curated record